This is a messenger RNA of Aspergillus calidoustus, 1350 nucleotides long. NCBI's taxonomy places the organism in Eukaryota, Fungi, Ascomycota, Eurotiomycetes, Eurotiales, Aspergillaceae. The record is from the annotation of a GenBank genome assembly.
AUGCAGCGAUCGUUUGUCUGUCGAAAGCUGGCGACAGCUGUGACGGCGCUCUGCGCAGUUGUAGCUAACACCAAUGCUGCACCCAGGAGCGUUGCAAACCCCUUAGCGACCGAGGAUCAACGAGCUCUCGACACCCUUGCGAUUGAGAUCAACAAUGAUCACAGCUUCCCGGUGUUAAAGGCCUCGGCCAAGGCCGCCUACAAGACGGCACAUGGUCUCCCGGUCAGCGACGAGGCCUCUUCCAGCCUGGACGCGGCCAUCGAUGAACUCGCCUUUAGCGCCAUCCAAAAGGCGGUUAACAACGAUCCGUAUUACCCAAAAGUCUAUGUCGUCGACGCAGGCCCACGGGAAUGGUUUGGCCUCGACGUUCCUGGCGGGCGAUAUUCGUACGAUAAUCCGGACUGUAUAUAUCGGACGAUUCCGAUAGACAGCAGCUUGAGCUACAUUGUGACGGGCAAGCGAUUCACACCGGGGCCGACCGACGUGACCUUUUCUCUCAUCAACAAUCCGAAUUCGCAGAAUACGGUGGCAUACUUGGCCGGGGAGGAUCUGGUCCUCGCCAGCGACAAUUCAUACAGCAUUACCAUCAACAGCUCCUCUGUUGAGGGGGCCACAAACCACAUCCAGUCGACCUCGGAAGCGACCCAGCUCCUGAUUCGCAAUAAUCUCGGCGACUGGCAGACUGAAACCCCUGACGAGAUCUCCGUCAUACUAGUUGACGAUGCAUCGGACCACGACCCUAUUAGCAAGACCCAAAUCGUCCUUGACGCCACCUCGAAUUUGGGACAAUCCAUCGUGACCUACGGCGUGGGCGCCCUGGGCCUAAAGACAUCCAUCAACCCGGUCAACACACUCUCCGACCCAAGCCAAUCUAGCAGCCUGGGAACCCUCACAAGCCAGGCUAGUUCGUUCGGGCACUUUAAGCUCGCUGUCGACGAAGCCCUAGUCGUUACGGUGAAUCCAGGCGCAGCUAGCUAUUUCGUCGUGCCUGUCACAAACCCCUGGAUGGUGACCGUGGACCCGGCAAGCCAAAUCAGUUUGAAUAGUGUACAAGGGGAAGCCAACGCCGACGGGACGUACACGUUCGUGGUAUCGCUGCAGGAUCCGGACGUUUAUAACUGGAUCAAUACCACCGGGCUCACCGAAGGCACGAUCAUGGCGCGCUGGCAGGGGCUGCCGACCGAGUCAGAGUCGUCUUCCACGAGCGAUGUUGCUGUUGAUACCCAGGUGGUUUCUCUGUCUGAGCUGGCGUCUGUUUUGCCCAGCGGGACUCGCUAUGUGACACCGAGUGAGCGGGCGGUUCAGCUUAAGCAGCGUGCGGCAGGGUAUGCUAGGCGGCUACAAGUUUAG